Cryptotermes secundus is the source of this 8986-nucleotide messenger RNA. RefSeq lists its product as uncharacterized. The record is from RefSeq and is a predicted model, not a curated record. The transcript is spliced from 9 exons. Gene Ontology annotation, cellular component: nucleus. Gene Ontology annotation, biological process: regulation of transcription by RNA polymerase II. NCBI's taxonomy places the organism in Eukaryota, Metazoa, Arthropoda, Insecta, Blattodea, Kalotermitidae. Gene Ontology annotation, molecular function: DNA-binding transcription factor activity, RNA polymerase II-specific; RNA polymerase II transcription regulatory region sequence-specific DNA binding. The coding region runs from base 241 to 4116 and encodes 1291 amino acids.
GCACCAGCUGAUCAUGCACGGUAGCUGAGACUUAAUGGUCGUGACAUUUUAAAACAAAAGAUACAUUAUUAUUAAUGUUAAUGACAUAAAAUACUCUAGAAUGUGGUCAUUACUCAAGACUAAGUGCAAGUGAAUGACAUGUCUGCGAAGAAGUGCAGUUUUUAACAUAGACGGCGUGUUGCCAAGUCUAGGAAUGUCGAUUGACUGAAACGUGACGUCACAUCAUUAUGUGGUGAUAUUAUGGCGAGUGAAGCGGUGAAGAAGUCCGAUAGAGCAGCAGACACGGAGGCUGAGAAGGAGGCAGCCGGUUUGGAAGAGGAAAGUGUGGACUCACUUCUGGGAGAACCAGCUCACCAUGCUCGCCGACCCAUGAAUGCAUUUCUCAUCUUCUGCAAGCGGCACCGUGGCGUUGUACGAGACCGUUACCCUCACCUUGAGAACCGUUCAAUCACAAAAAUCUUGGGCGAAUGGUGGGCAAAUCUUGAACAGCCUGAGAAAGCGUCAUACACCGAACUUGCACGCCAGUACAAAGAAGCAUUCCUGAAAGCAAACCCAGAUUUCAAGUGGUACAAGCUACCUGCACCUCCAUUGCGUACACUCAUCACACGGCCAUCCAAUCAGAACAAGCCUCAUAAGUUGGAGUGUCAAGUGACUUGUGGUCCCAUCACACCAGGCAAACUGGCAGAUGAAAGUCAGAUGGGAGGGCUCAGUAGCCUUCUGGCCUCUCCUCCCACCACUCCAACCACUCCCACUGCUCCAACAUCACCAACUGUACCAAAACCUCCCAAAAAGCGAUACCUGCAAGAAGCAAUGGGGCUUUUAGAAGCUAGCACUGCUGUAAGUCCUCAACAGUGCAAGGCACCAUCUGAAAAGGAGGAGACCAGGAAUGGGUCAGGUGAGGGUUGUACUUCAUCUGCAUUGGACUUCAGGUCGUCUUCAUCAGAGUCUCCCCCUAUGGGAUUAUCUUCAGUGAAUUUCAUGUCACCAUUUACAAAACUAAGAAGCCAUGCAGCAGAUCAAUUAAACUCACUCCAAGAAAGGAAGACAAACCGUCGUAGGGCUAGCGUUGAUUCGGCAACAAGUAAAUCAAAGGACUGGAGGGUGGGAAACAUGAAAGAAGGUUGCUCUAAGGCCAAAGGGAUCCAGAGCAAUUUGUGUUUUGUAUCCAACUUGCCAAGUUCAGUUGCAGUACCGAAACUGAAAGAUGCACAUGGCUGUAGCCAGCGUCCUGCAAAAUUGAGGGCAAGGCACCAUCGUAGUAUGAGCCAUGAUAAAAGUGAUUCUACAUGUGAUUCAGAAGUGAUUGCCGCGUCAUCCACUGUGAUCCGUCGGUGUUUCUCCAAGAACAAGGAGGGGGACAGACUGUCUGAUAUCAAGUCUCAUAAUGAUCUGGAGAGGACAAUAAAGGCUUCACAACAACAAAUUAUUGACAGAGUUGUUGAUAGACUGUGCGGUUUCACAGAUCAUGUGAGAUCACCAUCACCACUAUCAAACAAGAGUGCUGCCUGCAUUAAUACUUUUACAGUGGAGAAGUCUCCACCUCUGGACACGACAAACACACAUCAACCUUCAUCAAAGCAGCAAAGAAACGUCACUUCACCACCUCUUCAUUUGGUGAAGAACAGUGUAAUUUGUAGUAAUAACACUGUGACUCAGAGUACGGGUAACUGUAAAUCCCCACUGGUCAGAUCUCCCAAAACAUCAGAUGCAUGCUGCACAUCAUCUCUGUCAUCAGGUGCAUGCAUUUCUGCUGCAGAAGGCUUGGCAUGCGAUUUCCAUAGUGAUGCCAGCCAUGAAUUUGAUUUAAAGAGUAUAAACAACAAUGUGUAUGUUUAUAAAGAUAUUGCUUCAGAAAUGUGCAAAGAGAGCAGAGCUGGGAACUGUAGACCUGAAGGGUAUUAUCAUAGCAUCGGUGAUUAUGGUACAAAUAAUCAUGCCUCAGAAGUUAGAAGUUACGGAGAUACCUGCAUUGUGCCCAAGGCUGCCGAGACUUGGGACUGGAAGCGCGAUGUCUGGAACGAAAGCAGCGUUACAGCUUCAAACUGUCUGUUGAAUUCUAGCAGAGCUGUAACCUCUGAUAUUUGUGAUAAAGUAACGAAGACUGUUAAUGUGAUCGUAAAUCACACCGAACCAAAGCCGACAUUCACUGACUCUGACAGGACUUGUCCAGAAACACCGAGUGUCUUUAAUUUUUCAAGGACUUCUAAAACAGAAGAAAAUAAUCACAACAGUGUAUUCCAAAAUGAAAAUGUUUCUGAAGUGACUUGUUAUUCCAGACAUAACCAUCAUGAUAACAGAGGAGUGGGUUUUGGGCCAAAUAUGGAGGUGGGGUUAGAGAGUAUGGAAGAAAAUAGGUUAGUGUUUCCAGCAUUGUAUGGUGAUGAUAGUAAGGUCAGGACAAUUUUGGUUCACAAUCCACCAGGACAGAGUGUUCUUGCUAAAUCUGAAAAGUACUUAGAUGGUCAGGAAGGAAAUAAUUUAGAUCUGACACUGAGGUUGAGUGAAAACAGAUUUUUUGAUCAUACUAUAGCAAAGACAUUGGUCAACUCCAACUCCUUACCAGAAGGAAAGCAGCAAUGUACAUCCUCCACGUUCAGUAACAAUAUUUCAGAAUCAUGUGCAGCAAAAUGUGACAGUUUGCCAUCAAAUGACAGAUCUGAAAGUGUAGUGAAAGACCACAAUAGCAGGAUAGAUAUGCCUCCAAAAUCAGGCACUGAAAAUACUUUAAAUGGUGUUCCAACAGUGAGUUCAGUUGCCAAUGUUAAGAAAUUUGAUCCUGCAGAUUAUGAAUUAAAAAAUAGCAACAUUGAUAUAAUCAGGCCGAAGAAGUUGAUUCACUCUUCACAGAAAACUGCCUCAAAAUUAUCCAUACCACAUUCAUUGGAUCAUGCAGUUAAUGGCAAAGACAGUAAAGACACCUCAGGUGUUAAUGACAUAACUACUCCUAAUGGUUCUGAAGACAGGAGGAUAACUUCUCAGGACCCUUCAUAUGAAAAUGAUUGUGUGGCGGCGAGGCCAGGGACAUUGGAGUAUGUUGCUGAUAUGGCAGAAACAGGAUCGGAAUUCACAUCAGUGAGUACAAAGGACUGGACAAGACUUUCAGAAGAUGAAGCUCUUUCCACUGCUGAUACUCCGCAGCUGCUUCCAAGCCCAAGUGAAAUGCAACGAAGGAAAUCCGUACGUACCUGCAAAGGACAACGUUAUCGAGAAUUCAUGAGCGAAGGUCGUCUUGCACUUGGAAAGCGGACACGGAGGAACUUUGUCAACAGCAACGAAAAUAGUACAGAUCUUCCAGUGACCCCAGUUCCAAAGAGAGAGAGGCUUGACUCAGAGUCCUCAAGUGCUAGUGAGAAAACAGAAAGCUCAGACGCACUGCCAGAGUUAGAUCUUCAAGUUCCACGCAUGGUGGAGCCGUCACCAUCAGGACUGAGAAACAAGAUGCCAGCUGUAAAAAGAGAAACAAAACAUGGCUGUAGAAAGACAGGAAAACGGUUCAGUGGUUCUACAGAAGAUGGUCCAUCACAACAUUCAUUAUCUGACAAGAAGUCUAGAAAACGUUUAUAUGCUUCAGAAGAAUCAUUUUCGGACUCCUCGCCAAAGAAACGAUUUAGAGCUGCAGAUUUCAACUUGGACGAGAAAAUCGAGGCUCUGCCAUCUUUGAGUUUGGAAGAAUUUCAGCUGAAGAAAAAAGCUCGAAAGAAGAGGAACCUUUCCAGCGGCAGCCCAAAAAAGACGGUUAUAUCAUCUGGCCCACUGGCAACUGCAGCUACUACUAGGCGUCGUGCAGUGAGCCUGGACAUGCAUAGUGCUGCAUUGCCAGCAGUACUGAGUCCUGAAGAUAACCACAGUAUGGAGCAGAGAGUCCCUAGUGUUGUUAGGGCCAUCUCUCCCCCUGUUAUAGUCACAAGCAAUGCUGCCACCACAAUCACCAUCACAACAGCACACUUGGUAGGCAGCCAGAAACGCAAAGCUCGUAAGCAGUGUAUCACUCGACUUGAUCCAGAGAAUGUUCGCACGAGCAGAGACACUGCUGUGGUGGAACCAGACGUACUGAAUAACAUAGGACUUACAACACUGGCCGAAGUGGCAGCGGCCAAGAAGAAACUCACAAAAUAGAAGACAUAUAGUGACAAUGAUAUUAAGAAAGUGUAGGAAGUUCCAGCCUCCAUAUACUGCCUUGUAUUACAACUGUUGUUAGAAAUAUAUUUUUUUUAUAACCUUAAAAUAUAUAUUGAAAAUGAUCUGAGUACGUUUUGAUAUCGGCAGCUUCGUGUAUAUUUCGUGGUAAGAUCAGCUAGUCUUGCUGUGAAAUGCACUGAAGCUAUACUGUUGUUUGGAAGUAUAUCCUGUUGUAUGCUGAAGCAUAGUUUUACAAGUGGAAAGUAUGGUGCUAUAAAUACACCCUGAUCUCUGUGGAUGAUACUUGGGUGAAAGUCCUAAUUGUAGUCAAGUAUAAGAUAAGUAAAUUGGAAGAGAUAUAUGUACCUACUGAAAAGAUCGCAAGAGCGUUAAGAGAAUUUUAUUAUAUGCCACAUUAAAGUAUGUGGUACAUAUACAUAGCUUGUAGUCGUUGAAUGUCGUUUGAUAUCAAAAUGGUAUUUGCUACAAAUAUCACUCCUCUCAUGUUGUAGAGACAAGCUACAACAAAUACUUUCUUUGUUUUUGGUCUGUACAGGUUUUUUUUUCUUUUGUCGCCCUAUUAACUUUGCUGAACAGUUGCAUGAAUGAUUGUGCCUGGAAUUGACAAGUUUAUAAAAAAUUGGCUGCUCAUUUGUGAUUUUGGUACAUGUGUAUUCAUGGAUGACCGAAGUAACUUUAAAAGCUCUUGCACUGCCAACCUCAGAAAUAGAAACAACACCUAAACCUAAACUCAUCAUUUGUUUCUAACAACAAGCCCACAAGAUUAAGCUUUUCAUUUCAUUUCUAAAAUGUUAUGUCAUUGGUUCAGUUCUGAAAACUAUAGACUUUGGGUUUUGUUUGUAUGAACAAACUUCUGUGGUUGGCAAUGCUAACAUGGCAGACAAAAUGGCAGUAAAGUUUUAAACUUCCUUAGGUCACUUGUUAGUAGACAAGUACCGUGAUUUUUUAAAGUAAUUUGUGGCACUGAUGUUCUAUAGUUGUUGUGUGUUUUUAUUUUUUACUGGAAUGCAAAGUUUAAAAAAAUUGGGAGCAAAUAUGUUUUAUAUAAUAUUAUAUGCUGUAAUUGUUUAACAUUUUAUAUAGGAUUAUACAAAACUACCUGGUUUUAUGUUGUGAUAAAUGAGUGGUUAACUUGUAUGUAUGGUUAAAUGUUUUUGAGCAAAUAUUGUUUUUUUUCUAUGCUCACUGAGUGAUGCGCUGCUGUAUAGGAGGCAGCUAGUCCAAACAGAAGAAUGUUUCUGAAUGAUAUAGCAUGCAUUUCAUGUAAUGAGAUGUAUAAUCUCAGAAAAAUGAUUGAAUCAAUGAAAAUUACUUUUUCUCACAGAAAGAGAUGUUAAUAAGCAGAACAGCUGUUUCGAACCUGUAAGCUGGCAUUUUUUUGUGAAGUUUAUGAAAGCACUCAUAUACAGAAAAUAAGAGAUGAUGCCAUAAUAGCAACACAAAUGUAGCAACAUCAGGGGAAUUCUUUUUUUUUUUUUUUUUCCUGUAGUUCUUACCUCUGUCUCAACACUGUAGUACUGAUGAUUUCAUUUUCUCCCCUCAUUAUAUGGGAACUGUAAGAUUUCUGGGAUUUUCACUAAGAAGUUUACAGUAGUGAUUUUCUCCUAAGUGUACAGUUGGGUGACUUCACUGUAUGUUUAUGAGCAGAUUAGAAAAAUGUUCCGUCACUUACCUUUUUCUUUGAAAAAUACAAAAAAUGCCUGAACAUUUCAAAAUAUUCAGCUUGGAGAGCAGCAAGCAUGCUGCUGUUGGUUAGUGUUACUGAACAGUUGUUCAGGAGAUUAUUGUGUUCUGCACACGUUAGUCAAAAAACUGCUGUUGUAUCCAGCUGGCUAUCUUAAGGCGUGUUUUGUGUUAAGUUCUGAUCAUAUUACUUGAAAAUAGUAAAUUAAAAUUAAUAUUCACUAUGUUCAAAUUUACUGAAGUCAUGUGUUUCUCUUCAGGGAGAACCCAUUCAUAUUGUUAUGUAUAAUCUGAUUGUGGAUGAUUAAGUGAAUACUGUGAAAGGAGGGGAGGAAUGGAAUUUAAAAAAUGAAACCAUAGUUCCUUUUAUAACAGUGAAAUAUGCAACUGAAAGCUAUAAUCUAUUCAAAAUUCCAAACCAGUCCCUAACCUUUGGCUACAUAAAAGUCAUGGUCCCCUCUCACAAGGAUAUAGUACAAUUUUACAUCUGUUUAGAACUUAUAUAACUAAGAACUGUUCUUUUAUUACUGUAUUAAUGCCUAUAUUAUCUGUAAGAAGUUUAGAUUAUUAGUUGCGAGUUUUCCAAUACGGGUUUCCAUUAUAGUCAGCAUCUGAACCCAACUAUUAGAUGUAUGAAGAUUGGCUGAUUACUAUUUGAACCACAAUUUUGAGUAUCUCACGCUGAUACAUAGAUAUAGCUUUUCUUUUUAAACAAAUAUUGUUGAUUGAUUUGAUAAUAUAUCAAGAAAUGAGGAACAGUAUUUAAUUGUGAUUCUGGCAGAAUUAUUUAAAAUUUGUGACAACUGUGAUUCACACUAGAUUUGUAUUGAGAAACAAAAAUAAUUGUCAGUGAGAAUGUUGGUAUUGCUUGAAUUCGUGUGGAUUUGUGUAUAUAUAACUUCAUGGGCACCAUCAGGAUGUUUUCAAAAUGGAGUAACCAGAAAAUUUUCUUAUAGACUUAUGUUGAAGCCUUUUAAGACUUUUUUUACUGAUCACCCUUCAGCAAUCAUGGCAGAAAAAUAUUUUUUUAAUAAUUUUGAUAUCUGGUACUUUUCCUUCUUUAUCAGUUCUAAUUGUUUUUAAUCCAGAGGGAGGGGCAGAUGUCUGGCUUAUCCCUCCUUCCUGGCGCCCAUGCCUAACAUCACAAACUUGUGUUUUGUAGUGAAUUUGUUCACAACCAUACUUGGAAUAAGUUAGGUUCUUUGAAUUUAUUCUUAAUCAUAAUUGUUUAGUAUUAACAAACAUGGCAAAGUAUGCAGGGACAUGAAUUUUAUGACAGACUGGACAACCAGGACUUAUGAACAUAAAGAAGAUAUCAUCAUAUAAUUAGUCCAAGCAGGGCAGUGUUUCCUGAUUUGUUGAUAUAUAGUUUUCAUGCAAUUUUUCAUAGAAACAAAAUGCAAAAGUGAUGUAUCUAACAUAGUGUUUACUACAUUUUGGUCUGUAUACAAAAAUGCAAUGCAUCGAUGUGAGUAGUGAAAAAAUGCAUAUUUUGAAUUAGAUUUACGUAAACUGCUUGAUGGUAAAGGAGAGGGGAGAAGAAAGGAGGAGAGGAAUAAUUGAUGGACAAAUAAAAUGGAAUGGAAAGUAAUACUGGAAAAGGGAGGAGAGGUAAUAAAAGUACACAUGUUUAUGUAACAAAGGAAAGCAUUCAGUUGAAUUUUCAUCAGCAUUGCACUAGCAGAAUUGUGUAUUUAGUAUGAAAAGAACUGCCAUGAAUCAGUUCCUUUGUUUUGCAGCCAAAUUAAGAAAUGUCUGCAUAAUAUUAUCUUCCACCUUUGUCUGUCUUCCCAAGGUUCCACUUUUCAAGAAGCUUUUCCCUCCAAAAUUGUGUGUGUCUCAUUUCCUCCAGCUAAGCUAUUGCUUAUCUGGUACAGUGAUUAUACUGCAGACUGGACAACUAAGGAAUCAGGGUUCAAUUCCCAGCAGGGGAAAGAGAUUUUUAUCUUCUCCACAGAACUCGGGCUCACCCAGCAUCUUAUCCAGUGAGUAUCAGGGGCUCCUUCCUUGUCAGUAAGGCAGCUGGGGAAUUGGCCUAAUUUCUCACCUCUAUAUAGUGCCAGGGUUAAUUAUCUGUGGAGCUAUACCUCCAUUCCCAUAUACAUGUUAAUCAUUUAUGCUUCUUUAAGCACAGGGGCAACUUUAAAUUUUUACUUCCUCUCUUUACCUUGUACAUGAGCAUCCAUUAACAUCAGGGCCUUCAUGUCACAGUGACCUUGUAAAAGGCACUACUUUAUUAUUAGUACCAUAUUAUCAGCACCAGACUUUGUAAAUUAUCCAACAAUUUUGUACCCUGGAAAUGUCAAUAAUAAUACCUUGUUGUAUGUUAGAAUGGAUUUUCUUUUCCAGUCCACCACUUAAAAGGUCACUUUACCUCAUGAUACAAAAAAAAGUGUUUUUAAGUUAAUAUUUCUGCAUUUCUUCCAGAGGCUGUUCUAAAUAGAUUACAGCAAAAUGUAAUUUUACUUUUUAAGUUAUAUCAAACACUUCACAGUAAAUUUUUAAUUUUCAUUGUAUGUGUCAUAAGUGAUGACAUAAUUUUAAAUUGCAAAAUGUAUAUUAGUGGAAGUGUAGAAAGGUGAGGUAACAUUGAUGAGGAUACAGCUCAAGGAGGUUUGAGGCUCUCAUGGUGUGUACUUUCGUAGAUCAUUGCUUAAGGCAUGCAAACCUCUCGUCUACACCUGAAGGAGUGUAGGAAGCCUCCUGUCUACGAUUUAUGUGAUUUGGUUCUCAAACCCGGCCAUAGUUCCAGUGAAUUCUGCCUUUCUUAGGGACUCCACCCUCCUCCUAUGCCCCAUUUAUUUAAUUUGUCCCCUCUUUUGCUUCUGUGUUCUGCUUCUUCAUUUUUCCCCUUACUCUCUGAAUGAGACUCUGUCAUUUUCUCUUUACACCCAUUCACUAUAACCUUGAAAAUAAGCCCUUUAAAUGGGCCCUGUUUCUCUUCCCCUUACUUCCUAUUUGUUAACCCAGCCAUUAUUUCUCAGUUCACUGUGCCAUUGGAAAGAAGCCCUUCUAGGAGCCAACAUUCUUCACACUUUGUUAAAGUUGAGUUACUUAGAACGGUGGCUAUGAAGGGUUACAAUCUUUUGGAUUGUAACACUGUGUAGUUCAGAGGCAGCCUCAUGUUUCAGAGGAAUAUACUGUCACCAUCUUCAUAACUUGC